CCUCCUGUCUCCUCUCCUCUCCUCUCCUCUCUCCUGUCUCCUCUCUCUUGUCUCCUCUCCUCCUCUCUCGUUACAUUACAGCUGCUGAGUGUCGCAUAAUUCAACCAGCCAUCUGCGAUGCAAUCCAAUCUGUACUCCUAAAAUAACUUUUUCCUGUAACCACACCUAACCGGAAAACGAAACUCAACUUUAGUUUCAUUAAAAACAUCUUGGGGGGCGAAGCAAAAACUCUCUUGAUAUUCGACAGCUCACGGAGUUUACCGGCGACACCCCUGUGGUGGGAGGAGGAAAAGAAACACAACAAAAAAACAACGGACUUUGACUCAGCAGGCAGAGAAAGAGUCCGGAUAGACGAGAGAAGAAGGAAGCGCGAUUAAUUACUAAUGGCGCCCUGCACACGCCCCCCUGAGCUGAGGAUGGUGCUGCUUGGGAAGACCGGGGUUGGAAAAAGUGCCUCUGGAAACACCAUCCUGGGCAGUAAGGUGUUUGACUCCCAGCCCGCUGCCUGCUCCGUGUCCCGGCAGUGCGAGAAGGGCUCUGUGACGGUACGCGGCCGACGCCUGUGCGUGAUCGACACACCCGGCUUCUUCGACACGCAGCUCCCUAAAGACGAAUUCAACCUGGAGAUUGCAAAGUGCAUCUCCCUGUGCGCCCCGGGACCCCACGCCUUCCUGCUGGUGAUGCCCGUGGGCCGCUACACGGAGCACGAGAGGGAAACGGUGCGGGAAAUCCAGGAGAUGUUCAGCGAGGACGCGUGGAAGUACACCAUCGUUCUCUUCACCCGCGGAGACGAGCUGGGAGGGGAGUCGAUCGAGGAGUUCGUGAGACAGAACCCGCACCUCCAGGAGCUGGUGGAUAAGUGCGGGGGGCGCUGCCAAGCCUUCAGCAACGAGAACACGGGCAAUCGCGCCCAGGUCCGAGAGCUGCUGGGGAAGAUCGACAGCAUGCUGGAGGCGAGAGGAGGAGGAGGAGGUUGCUGCUACACCAACGAGAUGUACCGGGAGGCUGAGGCGGCGAUCACACGGGAGACGGAGAGGAGAGUCAGGGAGGCAGGAGGAGAUACGCAGGGAGGAGGAGAGGAUCCAGCGGAGCGAAGCGGAGAUGAGGCGGAGGGAGAGCGCGGUUCACCAGCAGCAGGAAAGGCUGGAGACGGAGAGGUUGAGGGAGAGGAGGGAGAUGGAGGAGGAGAGGAAGAGACUGGAGCGAGCCAGAGAGGAGCUGGAGCAGGCUGAAGCAGCGAUGAGAGGCGAGCAGGAGAGGAAAGCGAAGGAGAGACAGGAGGAGGAGAGACGCGUGCGGGAGGCAGCGAUCCGGGAGAGAGAAGAG
Molecule: messenger RNA, 1326 nt
Organism: Acipenser ruthenus (sterlet)
Lineage: Eukaryota; Metazoa; Chordata; Actinopteri; Acipenseriformes; Acipenseridae
Product: GTPase IMAP family member 4-like
Exons: 3
Coding region: 384-1232 (282 amino acids)
Molecular function (GO): GTP binding
Source: RefSeq, a predicted model, not a curated record